Oncorhynchus tshawytscha (Chinook salmon) is the source of this 4593-nucleotide messenger RNA. RefSeq names its product vacuolar protein sorting-associated protein 54. NCBI's taxonomy places the organism in Eukaryota, Metazoa, Chordata, Actinopteri, Salmoniformes, Salmonidae. The transcript is spliced from 24 exons. Gene Ontology annotation, biological process: Golgi to vacuole transport; retrograde transport, endosome to Golgi. The record is from RefSeq and is a predicted model, not a curated record. Gene Ontology annotation, molecular function: syntaxin binding. The coding region runs from base 339 to 3356 and encodes 1005 amino acids. Gene Ontology annotation, cellular component: GARP complex.
UUUUUUUGUCUGCGCUUCAACAACAAAAAAGCUCAGCGGUCAUCUAUUUGUGUGGACUGCUUCCGUUUCUGUUUGGCUGUCGGGCUAGCGUUCUGCUAGCUUCGAUUAUCAGUCGACGUGUAACCAGCUGGUCUCUUCAGGCCGCUGCGGUCGUGGGUAGCUACUCGAAUAUCGAUGCUCGGAGAGUUAAUCGUAUCUCGUCUGUAAAGAGUAAUUAGAAAGAUGGUCAAUGACGGUUAAUGUUUCCUCAUGACGGGAAAAUGCGAAUGUGGACAGCGGUGUUUCAUAUUUAGCUAUAACGUUAGUAGCUAGCCUCCGUGGAGAGGUGCACCGAUGCCAUGGCCUCCCACAGCUCCUCCCCAGUGCCUCAUCCCAGCAGUGGUGGCAGCGAGGGGAUCUUCCGGAAGGACAGGGACCCUUCCUCACGACACUACAGGCCCAUCCACUCCCUGCCCGACGUCUGCCCCAAGGAGCCCACGGGUGAGGCAGCCCGGGGGCUGUGCGAGGGCCCGUCGGUGGUGGCAGACCAGCACAGGUGGACGGUGUACAACUCCAAGGUGAACCUUCCAGCCGCGCUGAACGACCCACGGCUGGCCAAGAGGGAGUCUGACUUCUUCACCAAAUCCUGGGGCCUGGACUUUGCCGAGACGGAAGUCAUGCCCUCCUUCUACCUCCCCAACAUCACAAAGGAACACUUUGGCCCCUACCUGCAGGAAACAGCUCAGAGGGAGAAAAUCCAUGAGCGAUGCAAGAAUAUCUGUCCCAACAAGGAUGAGCUGGAUGCGGUCUCCAGCAUCACAAACAACCACGACAAAUCAAGAACAGAGUUGGAGCAGGUUCCCAAGAUCUUCAUGAAGCCUGACUUUGCACUAGACGACCCAACGACCUUUAACGCGGUCCUACCAUGGUCCCACUUCAACAGCGCUGGGCGGAAGAGCAGCAGGGACAUGGCAUCGUCACGGUUACUACAGGAAAAGCUGAGCCACUACCUCGACGUGGUGGAGGUGAGCAUCGCGCGCCAGAUCUCCCUGCGCUCCGAGGCCUUCUUCCACGCCAUGUCCUCCCAGCACGAGCUCCAGGACCGCCUCACCGAAACCGCCCGCGCCGUGACAGUCCUCCGGGGCCGCACGGCCGCCAUCGAACGCAUCAUGUGCGAAGGCCCGCUGCGGGCACUGCGGCAGGCGCUGACGCGCUCCAACUGCGCGCGGCUACACAACAAGCUGAAGCUGAUGGCGGCGGUGCAUCAGAGCCAGCCCACUGUGCAGCUGCUGCUCUCCACCUCGGAGUUCGUUGGGGCCCUGGAGCUCAUCGCCACCACCAAGGAGGUGCUGCAGCAGGAGCUGCAGGGGAUACACAGCUUCAGACACCUGGGCUCGCAGCUGUGUGAGAUGGAGAAGCUGAUAGACAAGAUGAUGGUGGAGGACUUUAGCAUGUACUCCAGGAGUGACCUCAGCAGGAGUCUGGAGGAUGACGGACAGGUCAUGGAGAAGUGGUCACUGUUCUCACAGAUGCAAUACAAACGUUCAGUCUCAAUAAAGGACAGGCUGGAGUCUCUGGUGUUUGGCUUGCUCAGGCAGCGGAAGCUAGAUUUUCUGGACAUCUACAGCGACGAGAUGAUCCUAGCAGCCAAAAGCAUCGUCACGCAGUCUGUUGUCGACUCGGUGUCACAGAUUGAAGAAAUCGACACUGACAUCGUCACAAAGCUGGCAGACCAGAUGCGUCUAAUGACCUUCCCCCAGUGGUUUGAGCUGCUGAAGUCCGUCUUUGAGAACUUCAUUCUCUUCCUGAAGAGGAUCAAGGCAACGCUCAGUGUGGUGAGGAAUGUGGUGCUGGAGGCGCUGGACAGCAACCAGAAGAGCCGUCUGCUGGAGCGGGCUGCGGCUGCAGCGGGGGGCCUUGCUGAGGCCCCAGGAACCCCUCUCAAUCAGGGGGAAGCAGAACUGGCCUACCUCACCCACGAGGGCCUGUUCAUCAGCGACGCUCUAAAUGAUGCCCAGCUGAACCUGGGGGCAGGCGGGGGCCAGGAGCAGAGCUCCACGGUGGGGCCCAGGCAGGCCCUGUCACGUUUGGAUGGUUGUGGUAGUGACUCCGCCUCAGGGACCACCGAGUCGUCCUCCAGCAGGGAACACGCUCUCCAGCCAGGAGUAGCCACCGGCAUCUCGUCCAGUGAGGACAUGAUGCCCAGUGACCUGGAGCUGGGCCGCGUGGCCAAUAACAUCCAGGAGCUGCUCUACACCGCCUCAGACGUCAGCCACGACCGCUGUGUCAAAGUCCUCAUGGCCAGAGCCAAGGAUGGCUCCCUGGAGCGUCUGAGCUCGGCCGAGUUUGUGUUUCUGUCCCAGGCGGUGGAAGGCUUUGUGAGGGACACUGAGGAGCUGUGCUGCAGGCGCAGUGUGUCCCUAAGGGGGGCGCUACAGAGCCAGGCCAACCGCUUUGUCCACCGCUUCCACGAGGAGCGCAAGACCAAGCUCAGUCUGCUGCUGGACAAUGAGCGGUGGAAACAGGCAGAGGUCCCUGCAGAAUUCCAGGACCUGGUUAACUCCAUAGCAGAUGGCAGGAUCACACUACCCGAACGCAAACCCCAAGGCACAGAAGAAAGGAAACCAAGUGAUUAUUUGCACAUUGAUGGCCAGAAAUAUGCUGUUGUCGGCACGGUGUUACUACUAAUCCGGAUCUUCCUGGAGUACUGUCAGUGUGUCAACGACAUCCCUUCCAUCUCCACAGACAUGCUCACCCGCCUCUCAGACCUACUCAAGCACUUCAACUCGCGGAGCUGCCAGCUGGUCCUGGGGGCAGGAGCACUACAAGUGGUGGGACUCAAGACCAUCACCACUAAAAACCUGGCCCUGGCCUCUCGCUGUCUUCAGCUGGUGGUUCACUACAUUCCCGUCAUCAGGGCCCACUUUGAGACCAAGCUGACGCCCAAGCAGUACAGCGUCCUCAGGCACUUUGACCACAUCACGAAGGACUACAACGAUCACAUAGCGGAGAUCUCCGCUAAACUGGUGUCGAUCAUGGACAGCAUGUUUGAGAAGGUGCUGUCUAAGUAUGAAGUCAAGGCCCCCAUGCCGUCGGCCUGCUUUCGCAACGUCUGUAAACAAAUGGCCAAAAUGCAUGAAGCCCUCUACGAGCUGCUACCUGAGGAACAGGCACAGAUGUUGUUCCUGAGGAUCAAUGCCAGCCUUAAAAUUCACCUUAAAAGGCAGCUGGCCCGUCUCGGGGUGCACCACGACGGUGGACCUCAACAUGGGCUGGUGACGGUGGAUGUCGCGUUUUACACUGAGAAUGUUCAAUCACUGAGGACACUUGAGAAGCUAGACUUGAACAUGGCUGAGAUCUGGGAGCAGAAGAGGUGAUGAUGGGGGUAGUAGUCGUCCUACCUACCCACCUACAGUGUGUAACGCCUUGUUAACCCACCCCGGAGGGAGGGGAGAAACUAACUCUAAUCAGAUUCUUGUUGUAAAGAGACUGCAUCUCCAGCAGCCAGCCUGCCCAGCGAUCUGUCUGUGGUACAGAAAGAGAGAGGAGGAGGUCUGGUAGUGGUGGUGCUUCAAGGGAGAAACUGCCCCAGGCAGCAACGGUGUGGGACCAAACACUGAAGCGGCCAUUGUGUAGGACAGGCUACAUAACAUGGCAACCUAUUCCCUAUACAGUGUACCACUAGUGCAAUGAUCUAGGGAAUAGGGUGCCAUUUCAGACACUGACAUGGGCUUUUUUUAAAGAGCACCUCCCUGAGGGGGCUACAAUGAGAUACGAGACACCUUUAGGACGCAACUGCUGCCCGUUACCUCAUCACACUGUAAUUCAACUAUAGAUGACUUAUUAAAAACAGAUGAAUAAAUGGACUUUGAUUGGACUGAAAUGCUGACAUGGUUCAGAACAUGUCACUUACUGGAGAACUGAUUUUUAUUUAUUUUUUCAGGUUGAAAGCAUAGUUUUUCUUGCGCCGGUCAACGAAGUAAGGAAUAACAAGACCACUUCGACACACUCAGAUCCAGACCCAUGUUUAAGCUAAAUGGCAUUUAAGUUGACUAAAAACACUGUUCUCUAAAGAGAGCUUCAGAUGGAGCAUAAUUUGCACUGAAUGCAUCUGCAAACAAAUUCCUUCCAAUCCUCAAGUGUUAGUGUUCCCUUCCAUGGCCCUACAUUAAACCUUUACUGUGCUGUCUGUACAGUAAGAGUGAGCCAUUUCAUCACAAUGCCACUUUGAGCAUUGAUAGACUAUAUGCCCGAGCUAAGUAAUUAUAUUUAAAGCAUGAACGAACAUUAGCCUCUGAUUGGUUUGUCUUUUUUAAAGUAGUUGAGCUCCAACCAAAAGUCUUGUUUCCCAGUUCUAUUCACUGCCUGUCUUACACUGUGAGGAUCUACUGGUGUAUAUAACAAAAAGCACCAUCCAGUAAAGUGGUCUACUUCAAAAGUGCCUACUUUUGAUAAAUAUCAAAGACAGACUUCUUUACAAUAGUAUACUGUUUGAGUGCCUGUGAGCGUAUGACUGUUGGGCACUCUGGGUAAGAAAGUGUGGCAAACUGAAAAUCUGACCGCAUGCCUGUCUUGAAUCCCAGGAAACUGAAUAAAACAUGGGACAAUAUGGAA